This is a messenger RNA of Toxotes jaculatrix (banded archerfish), 2327 nucleotides long. RefSeq names its product ketohexokinase (gene khk). The transcript has 8 exons. Gene Ontology annotation, molecular function: ketohexokinase activity. Lineage: Eukaryota; Metazoa; Chordata; Actinopteri; Toxotidae. The record is from RefSeq and is a predicted model, not a curated record. The coding region runs from base 1017 to 1940 and encodes 307 amino acids. Gene Ontology annotation, biological process: fructose metabolic process.
CAUAACCAACUGAGGAGGAUCCUGACAGGAAGUCUGUUAAACAUUAACCUUUAUCUGUUUUUACUGUCGUAUUUCCGAGCAUCAGUCCUGAGCUGUGGAUGUUGGCGGCAGGUCGUCACCUCUGAACGUGUCAGACAUCAUCUGUGUUUAAAUCCAGAGUCUUUACAUAAUCACCGUGUUUGUCGCAGCGAUGGCAGCGAGGAGGAAACGCUUCAAACUCCUGCACCGUCCUGUCGCUGCUCGGCGCUUCCUGCGCCUUCAUGGGCUCGCUGUCAGCCGGACCUGUGGCCGAGUGAGUACCGAUCGUUAGCUUCGCCGCUGUGCUCGUCAGUAACUGAUGCUCGUAUCGUGAACGUUUUAGUCAGACUGUUUAUUUUCCCUGUUUAACGUGUUUAUACACACACACACACACACUGCAGAUACACACUGCAGAUACACACAGCUGUGUUCAAAGUGACACUGAUCGUUACUGAUCAUAUCCAUGGAAACUGCUGAACUCUCAUUGAUCGUGCGUCAGAGUUAAGUCCCCGAGUCCUGAAGAGACGAGACAUCUGCUUCAAAGUCAGGACGAGAUGAAACUGUUAACUGUCUCCUAGUGUCGUUUCUCCUUGUCUCCUCGUUUCCUCCAAAGAUCUGAUCCGUGGUGGUGAGGACAGAGGAGACGUAAGCAGUUUGUCUAAGUUUCCUGACAGAGACACAGAGAAAGCAGCAGGACAGAAUGUCCAGUGAUGUCAUGUGAUGCAGCUUCUUGAUAAGAAUAAUAAAUAACAGUAAUGAUAAGAUAAUAACAGCAGCCAUGUUCAUUGAGCAGGAUUUAUCAGAGGACAGAUUUCAGCUGCUCUGAGACACGGAGGCGGGGUCUGAGGAGGCAGACUCCUCCCAGACCCAGGCCGGUAAGAUGGUUCAGCAGCAGAGGAGCCUGAGCGCUGAAGGAUCUGACUCCUGUUCUACUUUUGGAGAACCACAGUAACCCUAUGUCCUGGGAGCUCUGUGUUCUAAUGGGGUAACAGGAAAGUAUGAAACCACAGCUUUCUGUGUGUGAUUUUUAUUUUGAAAAGCAAAAAUGUAAACACUUUCCUGUCUGUAGUUUUAUUUUGGAGGAUUUUCACAAGUUCAACAUCGACGUGUCUCUGGUGUGUGAACACACUCAGUGUGUCCUUCCAGCCUCUGUGGUCAUCAGCAACAUCAGCACAGGAAGCCGCACCAUCCUGCACAUGAACAGUUUCAUCAUGGCCGACUUUGCGCGGCGUGCGGUCGAUGUGUCGGCGGUGGUCUGGCAGGUCCACGGUCAGACUCCAUGUGCAUGUUGUGUGGUUUGUCAGUCCAACGGAUCUCGAACCGUCGUCCUCUCUGACACGAACCUUCCCGAUGUCACCGCACAGGAUUUUUCCAGAGUCGAUCUCCGUCAGUUCAAAUGGAUCCACUGGGAGGGGAGAAACGCUGAGGAGCAGGUGAAGAUGAUCCAACAGGUUGUCGAGUUUAACAGCUCGUUGCCACAGCAACAGAGAAUCACCAUCUCCGUGGAAAUAGAGAAGACCAGAGAGAAGCUGUAUCAGCUGUUUCCUCACGGCGACGUGGUACGAGACGAUGUGUUCGUCAGUAAAGACGUAGCUCGUCACUUUGGCUUCCAGUCAGCUGAAGCUGCUCUCAGAGGACUCUACAGCCGAGUCAAACAGGGGGCUGUCCUCAUCUGUGCCUGGGCAGAAGACGGCGCGGACGCUUUGGGUCCUGACGGUUUGGUCGUUCAUUCAGACGCUUUUCCUCCUGAAGCUUUAGUUGAUACUCUCGGAGCUGGAGACACUUUCAAUGCUGCCGUCAUCUAUGCGCUGUCCAAUGGAGGACGUUUGCAGGACGCUCUGACCUUCGGCUGCAGAGUUGCCGGCAGGAAGUGUGGUUUCCAUGGUUACGACGACAUUGGCAAAUAUUUUACCAAUGACUGAGCAAAGAGUUAAAACUGGCUUCAGCUCCAAACUGUGACAGAUUCAGAGAACUGUGGUUCCAGUUCAUCACAUGUGGAACAUGAACCGACGUCCAGAGAGCGAAACGUGAUUUGAUUCAGAGCUUGAUUUUAUUUAAUAAGAUCAAUAAUAAGAUCAAUAAUUAUCAGUUUUAAAAGUUCAGCUUCAGAAAAAAUGGACUGUUUAUGUUUAAACUGAUGGUUGCCUUAGAAACAGCUGUUUGUUUACUAACAGCUGAUCAUUAACUGAGCUGCUGCUUAUUGAAUGAUGAUGUAAUGAAGUGAGUUUGCUGCUGGUUUUUGUUAAUGCUGACUCGGAGAAUAAAACCUGAUCAAACCGAUCAAACUGAUCAAUAAACCACUGAAAUCA